Pistacia vera is the source of this 714-nucleotide messenger RNA. Its product is annotated as E3 ubiquitin-protein ligase MPSR1-like. Gene Ontology annotation, cellular component: cytoplasm. The record is from RefSeq and is a predicted model, not a curated record. Bases 7 to 714 code for a protein of 235 amino acids. Gene Ontology annotation, molecular function: ubiquitin protein ligase activity. Lineage: Eukaryota; Viridiplantae; Streptophyta; Magnoliopsida; Sapindales; Anacardiaceae. The transcript has a single exon. Gene Ontology annotation, biological process: protein ubiquitination.
GCUGCCAUGGCCUCUGAAGCUGAAACUCCUGAGAUUUCUUCUUUGUUUGAGCGACUCUUGAGGCACAGAGAUAUGUCUUUGUUUCUUCCCUUUAUUUUGGGUUUCACGGGUAACAUCUCCACGAGAGAGAGUAAUCCUGAACACACAGAUCAAGAAACAAAUACGAAUUCGAGUGAGAGAAUUAUUCUAAUUAACCCUUUGACUCAAGGAAUGGUGGUGAUUGAAGGAACGUCAAGUUUGGAUUCUUUGAUGAGGAACUUAGUAUCCAAAGAUGGUCAACCGCCAGCUUCCAAGGCGUCUGUGGAGGCUAUGCGGAGUUUCGAGAUUGGUGAUAGUGAAGAUGAAAAAGAAGGGGAAAUGGGUGAGUGUGUAGUGUGUUUAGAAGAGUAUGAGGUUGGUGAGAUGGGGAAAGAGAUGCCAUGUAAGCAUAGGUUUCACGGUAAGUAUAUAGAGAAGUGGCUUGGGAUUCAUGGGUCGUGUCUUGUUUGUAGAUACAAGAUGCCUGUUGAUGAAGAUGAAAUUGGUUACAAGAGAGAUAAGCAAAGGAGAGAGGUUUGGGUCAACUUUUCUUUUAAUAGUGGUAGGAGAAGUGGGGAUUCCGAUCCUAAAUCUAAUCAAACUCAGAAUCAAACUUCUCCUGCAGCAGAUUCUGAGUCUGCUGAUGUCUCUUCUUCCCCAAGCGAGAGAGAAAGAGAAAGAGAGACUGUGAUUUGA